Ylistrum balloti is the source of this 1824-nucleotide messenger RNA. RefSeq names its product poly [ADP-ribose] polymerase tankyrase-1-like. Lineage: Eukaryota; Metazoa; Mollusca; Bivalvia; Pectinida; Pectinidae. The coding region runs from base 197 to 1366 and encodes 389 amino acids. The record is from RefSeq and is a predicted model, not a curated record. Gene Ontology annotation, molecular function: protein binding. The transcript has 3 exons.
AUGCCUGCCAUAACUCCCUUCUCGAGUCUUGUGACACUGCUAUAAGGCAAAUACCACUGCCUUGUUUAAAGCUGUCGUGUGGCUGGAAAAGAUCCUGGACACUGAUAUUAAUGUCACUAGGGAAGAACUGCCAGAUUUGCAGGACCUGACCAACUUGCCAAGUCUUCUAAAGAUGCAGCACUAGUAAACAAACACCAUGGGAGCAAGUUUUCCAAAGGUGGAACAAAUGUCUCAGACCAUGAAGGCAAUACAGGAUGGGGAUGUGGCCCUCUUACAAGUUCUAUCACGCUCUACUAACCUUACCGGUUAUUUGAAACUCCACCAUUCUCAAACCACUGCUCUUCACCUGGCUGCUGCUCAUGGUCACACAGAAUGCAUGCGAUUUCUGCUUGACCUGGGAGCAAGUGUAUAUGACGUAGAUUCAAGUCGUGAAUCAGUUCUCCAUAGUGCUGUUGUAGCCAAAUCACAAGGAUGGCGGGAUUGUUUAUCUAUGAUUCUUAAAUCGAAAGCAGACAUCAAUGCAUUAAACGUUUGGAGGAGGACUCCACUGAUGAAAGCUAUCGUUAAUUUUAAAUUUGCUGCUGCUGAUUACCUGAUACGGGAAGGAGCUGAUGUUUCUAUCUCAGACGAAAAUGGGACAACGCCAUUGCAUGUUGCGGCAAGCUAUGGUAACCUUGAACUUGUGAGGAAUUUACUAGAGAACCGAGCCAACAAAAAUGCACAAGAUCAGAGAGGAAGGACACCAAUGUAUUUUGCCAUUCUGGGAUGUCAUGAAGAAGUGACAGAGUACCUGAUUCAGCAUGGCUCUGAGGUGAAUUUGUAUGACCUCGGUUGGGGAUCACCGCUACAGUUAUCAGUGACGAAAUGUAAUAUCAGAAUAUUGUCACGUCUUCUUAAAUCAGGUGCAUGCUUUAACGUGCAGCCAAAAAACAUGGCUGCUGCACCAGGUAUUAUUGACAUAGCUCUGAAGAUUGCCCUCAAAAGGGUAAACAUUUACCGCAAUGAAGUGACAAAGCAGGAAUAUGAUGUAAGCUGUACAAGCUAUAAGCGUGCGUGUGAUAGUUUAGAGUGUCUGCGGCUUCUGAUUGUAGCAAGUGGAUUGCCAGUGAGAGAGCAGAUGAUGAAAAGCAUACAUCAACUCGUGACUCAGUCGUUUCAUGAAGAUUUACAAAAACCAUUUAUGGAUCUUCAUCGCAGUGCAACAAAGGCUCAUAAAUCAUCUAAGAACACACCUCCAUCGUUGCAGUAUCUGGCUCGAACUCGAUGUCGAAAAUUAAUGAUGCUAUCAAACCACAAUCUGAUCUGGGCCUGUGACCAUUUGGAUGUACCAGCAGUAAUAAUAGACUUGCUCACUCUACAGUCGUAAUUCCAGUCAGUGUCUAUGUGCUGCUUUUUUCAUCAGAGCUUGUGUCAGCUUGAUAUUAUUAAUUUUGUUGUGUUUUAGACUGCCGGAAACAAAGCAAUGUUACGAAAAAAAUCAGCAUAUUCUUACCCAAAUUAUGUGAUUAUAAAUAUAUAUAUAAAGUAUAUAUACAGAUAUAAAAAAUUCUAUAUAUUUGUGGGAAACUAUUCCAUUGUAUGAUUGAAACUGAUUGUAACAUUAAAGAAAUUCUAUUUUUGGUACCAAACAAAUUUUCAAUUUACAUCAUGGAAAAUCAUGGAUUGGGUAUUCAAUGCUCAAUAGUGUUAAAGAAAAAUGUCAACAAAUUAGUGGAUGUGACCAAGUAUGCUGUAAAUUUGUCAAUUUGUGUUGAUAUGCUUUAGGACAAAUAAGCAGAGCCUAACCUAACCACAUGUGUGAUAUUGUGAUAUAUUAAAAUAAAA